AUGAAUAUAUUAUUAAUAUCAUUUCAAAUUGAUCGUUCAUUUAAUAAUCUACAAUCAAUUCGUAUUGAUAAUAUUCCCAAAGAUAAACUUAUUUCAUUACUUGUUCAUUUAUCUGAAUUACCUUGUGUUCAUUCAUUAAAUAGCCAAACAACAGAUUCAAUUGAAGAUUUAAGUCAUAUUUAUCAAUUAAUAUUUUCAUUGCCAAAAUUAAAAUCAAAUGAACUUUAUUUAUGUGGUUGUGAAUGUUCAAUAUCAAUUCCAGUAUCAAAUAAUACCAAAAUAAGUCCAAUUGAAUAUCUAAAAAUAGCUCAUUCGUAUACAUUUGAUGAACUUAAUGCAUUAAUAUCUUAUACACCAAAUCUUCGUCAUCUUAAGCUUUCACAUAUAAGUAAAGAUGAGUCAGAUAUAGAAGAUAUGCUACCAGUGAAUUUAAAUAAUCUCAUACAUUUAUCGAUAUUUACAGUUUAUUUGGACUUUAAUAAAGUUGAAUUGUUUUUUGAAAAAAUGAAUUCGAAAUUAAAAAUUUUACAUGUUAUUGCGUAUUCAAAUCGAGAUAUAACUUAUCUUUAUGCUUAUCGUUGGGAAAAAUUAAUCUCACAAAAUUUUCCUCAAUUAAAAAAAUUUUCUUUAUGUUUUCGUGAAUCAGGAUAUGGUCGUAGUUGUCCGAUUUAUGAUGGAGAAAUAAAUCAAUUCAAUUCACCAUUUUGGAUUCAACGAAAUUUGAUUUUCGAUAUAGAAAUUUAUGAAUGCAAUAUUUAUUAUUCUGUUCGUCAAUACAAGUACAGAUGGUAUAAUGAUAUAAAUUCUUCUCAUGAACAUCCGACUAAAUCAACUCAAUUGACAAUCAAAUAUGUUUAUUCUAGUGAGUCUCCUUUUAUUCUAUUCAAUCAAAUUAAACGUAUUUUAAAUGUCACACAAAUUUAUCAUUUAAAUAUUGAACAACAAAUUUCUCAUGAAAGAUUAAUGCAAAUAAUAUAUUUAUUACCUGAUCUUAUCACAAUAAAUUUAUAUUCUUUAGCAUUUUAUCAAGAUAUUUCAGUUUUAAAUCAAGUAUUUCCUACAACAUCUGCAUUAGAACAUGCAAAAAAUAUAAAAUAUGUUUAUUUGGACACAGCGUCUGGUAUUAAAGAUAUUUAUGUCAUUUUGUCCUCAAAUGGAAUAUCCUAG
Adineta steineri is the source of this 1167-nucleotide messenger RNA. NCBI's taxonomy places the organism in Eukaryota, Metazoa, Rotifera, Eurotatoria, Adinetida, Adinetidae. The record is from the annotation of a GenBank genome assembly.